CUUGUGGGCGUGGCUGGCCCUCGGAGCGGAGAGGGAGAGAGAGAAGGAGAGAGACUAGAGAAGCGGCGAGGAGGCCCGGAAGCGCUGCUGGCGUCGAGGGAGCGUGCUGAACCAUUAAGAAAAUGGACACAGAGCAAAUCAAUGCCUUAUGAGCUGUGGGGCUGCAGAAGCCUGCUGAGGAUCCCAUGGACAGCCGGAAGAUCAAAUGGGUUUCAAAAUGAUGUCCAUGCUGAGCUGCGCUGUCAAAACCCUUCCUGCUCUCUCGCCAUGGGCUGCCAGAUUGCCGGUGAGGUUCCUCAGCUGCUCUCCCCGGCUGCAUGCAGCAGCUCAGCCCAAGAGUAAGAAAACCUUAGCUAAAAAUGGGGUGAAGAAUAUUGUGGUGGUGGAUGGAGUUCGCAUCCCAUUUCUGCAGUCAGGAACCUCAUAUUCAGACUUGAUGCCACAUGACCUGUCCAGAGCAGCACUGAAAGGCUUGAUGAAUCGGACUGAUGUGCCAAAGGAGGCUGUAGAGUACAUUGUGUUUGGCACUGUGAUCCAGGAGGUGAAGACCAGCAAUGUUGCCAGAGAGGCUGCCCUGGGAGCCGGCUUCUCUGACAAAACUCCAGCCCACACAGUCACCAUGGCUUGCAUCUCUUCAAACCAGGCCAUGACAACGGGGAUUGGUCUCAUUGCAUCUGGCCAGAUGGAUGCAGUUAUUGCUGGCGGUGUGGAACUGAUGUCAGACGUCCCCAUCAGGCACAGCCGGAAGAUGCGGAAGAUGAUGCUGGGGCUCCCAAAGGCCAAGACCCUGGCUCAGAGGCUCUCCCUGAUCUCCAAGAUCCGUCCAGAUUACUUUGCACCAGAGCUUCCAGCAGUGGCUGAAUUCUCCACCAGCGAGACCAUGGGCCAUUCGGCAGACCGGCUGGCAGCCGCCUUUGCCAUCUCGCGCUUGGAGCAAGAUGAGUAUGCUGUCCGGUCCCACAGCCUGGCCAAGAAAGCCCAGGACGAGGGCCUCCUCGCAGACGUGAUCUCCUUCAAGGUGCCAGGUAGAGACACUGUUGUGAAGGACAACGGAGUCCGUCCAUCUUCACUGGAGCAGAUGGGUAAACUGAAGGCUGCUUUUAUCAAACCUUAUGGGACCGUCACAGCUGCCAAUUCUUCUUUCCUGACUGAUGGCGCAUCUGCAGUCCUCCUGAUGUCCGAAGAGAAGGCUUUGGCAAUGGGAUACAAACCGAAGGCCUACCUCAGGGAUUUUGUCUACGUCUCUCAAGACCCAAAGGACCAGCUCCUACUCGGGCCAACCUAUGCAACGCCCAAAGUUCUGGAGCGGGCAGGCCUUACCAUGGCCGACAUCGACGUGUUUGAGUUUCAUGAAGCAUUUGCAGGGCAAAUUUUGGCAAAUAUGAAGGCAAUGGAUUCAGAUUGGUUUGCUCAGAACUACAUGGGCAGGAAGUCGAAGGUUGGAGCUCCCCCUCUGGAGAAAUUUAACAACUGGGGUGGGUCCCUGUCUCUGGGACACCCCUUUGGAGCCACCGGCUGCCGCCUGGUUAUGACUGCAGCUCACAGGCUGAAGAAGGAGGGAGGACAGUACGGCCUAGUGGCAGCAUGUGCUGCUGGAGGACAGGGCCAUGCGAUGCUUGUAGAGCUUUACCCACAGUAAAGGCACAGCCAAGACCUGCUCCUACUUGAGCCCACCUUUACCCUCCCAAAGCACUAACUCAAAAUUCAUCUCCAUUCCUCCCUCGGAAGACUCCCAAGUGGCCUUUGUAAAUAUUUUCCAGUCGCCUGAAGAAGUUGAACAGUUAGUGGAUGGACUACGUUCAGUAUUUAAGUCAGUAAUUGGGUUUCUGCCGUUUAUCCAUCAAAUGAAUGGCAAGCCCUUUUUGCACAUGGAAGCAACGUGAGGAUUUGGAGGACUCCCAUUAUUAAAGGAAACGGCUGUGUGGGUGAGUGGUUUGGUUUUUAAAGCGAAGCUGGUUGUAUUCAGGGUGUGCCUUUUUCCAAAAAAUACACUUUUUAAACAAGGGGUGGCCAGUGCAAAGGAAGUGUAUUGAAAGCAAUGUCUGUCAGCACACCUUGGCCUUAAUAAAUCAGAGCAACAUUGCGA
Molecule: messenger RNA, 2086 nt
Organism: Sceloporus undulatus (fence lizard)
Lineage: Eukaryota; Metazoa; Chordata; Lepidosauria; Squamata; Phrynosomatidae
Gene: HADHB
Product: hydroxyacyl-CoA dehydrogenase trifunctional multienzyme complex subunit beta
Exons: 17
Coding region: 206-1639 (477 amino acids)
Biological process (GO): fatty acid beta-oxidation
Molecular function (GO): acyltransferase activity, transferring groups other than amino-acyl groups
Source: RefSeq, a predicted model, not a curated record